AUGCCGCUGCGUCUGCUGCUGCUGUCGGGGCUGCUGCCCGCCCGCGACUGCGAGUCGCUGCUGCUGGUGUGUCGCUCGUGGAGUGCCAUUGCGGCCGCGUUGGUGCUCGGCCAGCGCAGCCUCUUGCUCAGCAGCGACGUGUGUCUGCUGCACCGCGUCCCGGGCCGACCCGAGCGUCCGGAGCGACUGCAGGCCGUUCUGCGGCGUCUGGGCGACCGCUUCCCUCGGCUGGAGACGGAGACGUCGCUGCCCGCAGCCACAGACGAGCAGCUGCAGCGCGCGCACGGAGAGGUGUACGUGGACAUGGUGGCGCGCAUGAGCAGCAAGGCCUACGCGGCCUUUGUGGUGCCCAGUCCCAGAGCCAGCAAGAUCCCGACGCUCGCCGGCAAGAAGGAGUACUACCAGCAGUACGAGUUCGUGGAGCUGGGCGACGACAUGACGCUCAUGAGGCACACGCUGGCGGCUGCGCGGGUCGCGGCGGGCGGCGCGUGUCUCGCCGUGGACCAAGUGUUGUCGGAGAAUAACGGUUUCCGCAACGCCUUCUGUGCCGUGAGGCCGCCUGGACAUCACGCGGAGAGAUGCAGGACCAUGGGGUUUUGUGUCUUUAAUAACGUCGCGGUGGCUGCGCUCCAUGCGCUGGAGAAGCACGGACUCAACCGAGUGGCGAUCGUGGAUGUGGACGUGCAUCACGGCAAUGGGACGCAAGACAUGGCGGACAAGGAGCCGAGGCUGCUCUAUGUGUCGAUGCACCAGGCCGCGCCGUGCUUCCCGAGCUCGGGCUUUGCCAGUGAGAAGGGGAAGCACGGGAAUCUACUGAAUGUGCCGCUGCGAGCACGAUGCACGGCGCAGAAGUACCGAGAACAAUUCACUGCGACGGUGAUUCCGCGUGUCCGCGAGUUCUGUCCGCAGUUGAUCAUCAUCUCAAUGGGCUUUGACGGCUCGACACGAGACCCCCUCGCCGAUUUCCGCCUCGAGGCCUGCGACUUCUACUGGAUCACGAAAGAGCUGUGCAAGUUGGCGUGGGAGUGCUGCGAUGGCAAGAUCGUAUCGGUGAUGGAGGGAGGGUAUCACCUCGGAGCACUCGCAGACGGCGCGGAGCAGCACAUGCUCGCACUGAUACACAGCUCCUGGCGUCCGGACGGUGUCAUCCCCAUUGAGGUUCCUCUUUCCGAGAGGCUGCCGAACUAG
Phytophthora sojae is the source of this 1188-nucleotide messenger RNA. RefSeq lists its product as hypothetical. The record is from RefSeq and is a predicted model, not a curated record. NCBI's taxonomy places the organism in Eukaryota, Oomycota, Peronosporomycetes, Peronosporales, Peronosporaceae. The coding region runs from base 1 to 1188 and encodes 395 amino acids. The transcript is spliced from 2 exons.